Gopherus flavomarginatus (Mexican gopher tortoise) is the source of this 5561-nucleotide messenger RNA. Its product is annotated as sodium channel protein type 5 subunit alpha-like. Gene Ontology annotation, molecular function: voltage-gated sodium channel activity. Gene Ontology annotation, biological process: membrane depolarization during action potential; neuronal action potential; sodium ion transmembrane transport. Gene Ontology annotation, cellular component: voltage-gated sodium channel complex; axon; plasma membrane. Lineage: Eukaryota; Metazoa; Chordata; Testudines; Testudinidae. The record is from RefSeq and is a predicted model, not a curated record.
UCUAUCUGAUAAAGAGCAAAGCCAUAUUUGGACAGAAGUGAGAGCUGUUGGAACAAAUGUGUUAUUCCCAAUAUUGGAAGUGGAAGAAAUAGAAUGAAAAGAUGGAUCAUUUCAGUUUAUCAUCAGAAGAUAUUGGUUUCCGUCUUUUCACACGUGAAUCAUUGGCCACAAUUGAGAAGCGGAUUGCUGAGAAAAAAACAGAGCAAGUCAAGGCUAAGCUGCAAAAUCGUGUUCAACAGGCUGAAGUAGAAAAACGUCAGCCCCGACCUUAUCUGAGAGCUUGCAAAAAGCUGCCUGCUCUGUUUGGGAAUCCUCCUCUGGAGCUCAUCGGGGAACCCUUGGAAGAUUUGGAUCCGUACUACAGUGAUCACAAGACUUUUAUGGUACUAAAUAAAAAGAAGACAAUCUUCCGAUUUACUGCCACACGUGCCUUAUGUAUAUUUAGCCCUUUCCAUCCUAUCAGAAGAGCUGCAAUUAAAGUUUUUGUCCAUCCAUGGUUUACUGCAUUCAUUAUGUUUACUGUUCUGCUCAAUUGUAUAGUGAUGAUUCAAAAAGACUUUCUGGAGAAUAACAAAACCAUUGAGUUCACUUUUACUGGUAUUUACACUUGUGAAAUAUUGAUAAAAGUCUUAGCAAGUGGAUUUGUUUGGAAUCAAUUCACCUUCCUUCGCGAUCCAUGGAACAUUGUGGAUUUAAUUGUUACUGUUAUAAUGUAUGUGAACCUAUGUUUACGCAAAAAGAAUGUUCCAUUUCUUCGGAUUUUCAGGCUACUCAGAUUUUUAAAAGUUAUAUCAGUAAUCCCAGAACUAAAGGUCGUCGUAGAUGCACUUUUCCUGUCUAUUAAGAAACUUGCUGAUGUGAUGAUCCUGACUGUUUUCUGCUUGAGUGUUUUUGCCCUUGUAGGCCUCCAGCUCUUUAUGGGUAACUUGAAAAUGAAAUGUGUCCGUAACAAUACUAUAUUUGAUGAGAAAUUAUGUGAUGUUCCCAAGAUAAGUUAUGUAAACGAGUCAGAUAUCUGCUACAGAAUGAAUAAUUCCCAGGAUAUAUUACUGUGCGGCUGGAAACCUGAUAAGAAAUGUCCAGAGAACUAUUCCUGCCAGAAAAUUGGGGACAAUCCUGAUUUUGGCUACACAAGCUUUGAUCAUUUUGGCUGGGCCUUCCUCUCUGUUUUCCGUCUGAUGACACAAGAUAACUGGGAGCGUUUAUAUAGACAAACCAUCCGAACUUCUGGAAAGACCUACGUGAUCUUUUUUGUGGUGGUCAUCUUCCUGUGCUCAUUUUAUCUCUUCAACUUGAUUCUGGCUGUAGUAAUCAUGGCAUAUGAAGAGCAAAACAAUGCCACUCUUGCUGAAACACAGGCAAAGAAGAAAUUGUGUCAGGAAGCUGAGGAACUACUAAGGAAAGAGCAGGAGCAGAUAUCAGCAGACUCUGUAAACAAUCCAGUUCAAAGACAAAGGAUAAUGAGCGCAACCAAUAUUAUUGCCGAUGCCAAAAAGUCAAAAUGGAAAUGUCCUUCAUGCUGGAAUCGCUUUGCCCAAAAAUAUCUCAUUUGGGACUGUUACCCACUGUGGAUACAAUUCAAGGAGAAACUGAAGCUUAUAGUAAUGGAUCCAUUUGCUGACCUCACUGUCACUGUUUGCAUUGUGGUGAAUACCAUCUUCAUGGCACUAGAGCACCAUAAGAUGUCAGAAGCUCUUAGAAACAUGAUUUUUACGGCCAACUACGUCUUCACUGGAAUUUUUACAGCAGAAAUGAUCUUCAAAAUCAUCGCUCUAGAUCCCUACUACUAUUUUCAGCAGGGCUGGAAUAUUUUUGACAGCAUAAUUGUUAUGAUAGGCCUAAUAAGUAUAAUUAGGAAGAAAAAUCUGGCAUUUUUCAGAUUGCUGCGGAUCUUCAAAUUGUCAAGGUCAUGGCAAGCCUUAAAUAAACUUGUGAAAAUCAUGUAUCUGUCAGUUGGUGCCUUGGGUAGUCUUCAACUGGUAUUGUGUAUCACUAUAUUUAUUUUUGCUCUAGUAGGAAGGCAGGUUUUUGGAGAACAUUACUCCAACUUCACUAAAAUAAGCACAGAUUGCAAUUUACGCUGGCAUAUGAAUGAUUUCUUCCAUUCAUUCCUUAUUAUAUUCCGAAUUCUAUGUGGAGAAUGGAUUGAAACCUUGUGGAGCUGCAUGAAAGUAGCUGAGAAACAGUCGUGUCUUCCUUUUUUCUUGCUGGUCCUGAUGGUAGGAAAACUAGUGGUGCUUAACCUAUUCAUUGCCUUGCUGGUGAAUUCCUGGAAUAUUGAUGAUCCAGCAACACCAGAUGCAGCUGAAAAUAGGACCAAGCUUCAGCUUGCCUUUUCUCGGAUUCACAUGGGUCUGCAGUUUGUGAUUCAGAUGACAGGAGAUUUGUGUUGCAAAAUACUCAGACAAGGGCUGAAAACAAUGACCAGCAGGAAGGUUAUGGUGAAAGUUACCACACAGAACCUUGGCGGGAAUGACCAUGCCGCUAUAGAUAUGGGGGAAAAUUACACUGAUAAUGGGAUUUACCAAAACAAAGAGAAAUCCCCAAUGGCAAAGGACUAUGAGGAUUUUCUGACCAAUUCUAACACAUUUGUUUGUGUCCCCCUUGCUGAGGCAGAGUGUUACAGUGAGGAUUAUGAUGAUGAGAAUAGCACAUAUACCAAAAUGGAAUAUACAGCAAUGCAGGAAAAUGAACUAAAGCAUAGGAGAGAGAAACAGAAAAGCUCAGGAGUCUUAAGUCAGGCCUCUGAGACUUCUGAUACCAUAAGUGUGUUUUCCACCAGUACACAGAAGGAAAAACAAACAGAGGAAUUGGCGGGGAUCAUCCUAUCGACUGAAAAGUUAGAUGAACCUAAGGACUGUCUUACAGAAGGCUGUGUCCAAUGUUCCUUAUGCUGUGCAGUGGAUAUCACAAAGUUUCCAGGAAGUACUUGGUGGCGAUUCAGGAAAACCUGCUACCGAAUUGUUCAGAAUAGCUGGUUUGAAACUUUUAUCAUAUUCAUAAUUCUCCUGAGCAGUGCAACUCUGGCAUUUGAAGAUAUUUACCUUCAGGAACAUCCAACCAUUCAAAACCUUCUGAAGCUUGCUGAUAAAAUAUUUGCUUACAUCUUUUUACUGGAGAUGUUUCUGAAGUGGGUGGCUUAUGGUUUCCAGAAGUAUUUCACAAAUGUCUGGUGUUUGCUUGAUUUCUUUAUUGUAUGUGUUUCAUUGGUAAAUGUUAGCAAUGAGGAAGAAUUUAAAAGAACAGAAUUAUGUGCCACCCUAAACAUCAAGUCUUUCAGAACCCUGAGGGCAUUGAGGCCCCUCCGAGCCUUAUCCAGAUUGGAAGGAAUAAAGGUAGUUGUGUAUGCCCUGGUAGGAGCUAUUCCUUCCAUCAUGAACGUUAUGCUUGUCUGCCUUGUUGUCUGGCUCCCAUUUAACAUCUUUGGAGUGAAAGAAUUUUGUGGAAAGUUUUGGAAAUGCACUCCCCUAUCAAGUGAUUUGAUUGAUCAAAUUAAUAACAGAAAUGACUGUGAAAUCCAUAGUCACAGGCAAUCCUUAAAAUGGGAGAAUGCUAAAGUCAACUUUGAUCAUGUUGGAAUGGGGUACUUAGCUCUUCUGCAGGUGGCAACUUUUAAAGGCUGGAUGGACAUUAUGUAUGCCGCAGUGGAUUCACGUGAGGUAGACCAGCAGCCAAAAUAUGAACACCGUUUAUACAUGUACUUGUAUUUUGUGUGUUUUAUCAUGAUUGGAUCUUUUUUCAUGUUGAAUCUCUUCGUUGGAGUUGUUAUCAAAAAUUUUAACGAACAAAGGGAAAAGAUAAGCGGAGAUCAUCUCUUUUUGACAAAGGAACAGAAAAAGUAUUAUAAUGCCCUGAAGAAACUUGGAUCCAAGAAACCCCAAAAACCCAUCCCACGGCCAUUGAACAAAUACCAAGGAUUUUUUUUUGACAUUGUAUCAAGCAAAGCUUUUGAGAUUACCAUUGUGACUCUCAUCUGCCUUAACAUGAUCAUUCUGAUGUUGACCAGUGAAGACCAAGAUGAAAAAACCAGAGAUAUUCUUGACAUCAUCAACAAGGUCUUUGUUGCCAUAUUUACUGGAGAGUGCAUCAUGAAAAUACUGGCUCUAAGACACUACUUCUUCACUGAUUGCUGGAAUAGAUUUGAUUUACUGGUUGUGAUCCUUUCAUUAGUUGGUGUUGGAGUUGAUGUUGUUUUAAAGUCUCCGUCACUGUUGAGAAUCGUUCGUUUGGUGCGGGUUUGCCGAAUCCUCAGACUAAUACGGCAAGCCCAAAGAAUUAGAACUCUCCUUUUUACAUUAUUGAUGUCCCUUCCUGCUCUGUUCAAUAUUGGUCUCCUGCUUUUUCUGAUCAUGUAUAUUUAUGCUAUUUUGGGCAUGGCUUUCUUUGCCUAUACUGAUUUGGAUGAUAAGAUUGAUGACAUUUUCAACUUCCAAACCUUCGGUGGCAGCAUGCUCUGUCUCUUCCAGAUCACAACGUCAGCUGGCUGGCACGACCUUCUUAACCAUUUCUUAGGGACAAGAUCUGACUCUCGCACUCCAAAUUUAAAUAUACAACGUACAAACGAUACUUCUUGUGUACCUAGCUCUGUAGCAAUUAUAUAUUUUGUAAGUUAUAUCAUUAUAUCAUUUCUUAUUGUUAUAAACUUGUAUAUAGCUGUUAUUUUAGAGAACUUGAAUGUUGCUACUGAGGAAAGUAGAGAGCCUUUAUGUGAAGAUGACUUUGAUAUGUUUUAUGAAAUAUGGGGGAAGUUUGAUUCUGAGGCGACUCAGUUUAUUGAGUAUUCUGCACUUUCAGACUUUGCAGAUGCUUUGGAAAAACCCUUACGUGUAUCAAAACCCAACAAAAUUCAGCUUAUAGCAAUGGAUCUUCCUUUAUUUAGUGGAGAUAGGAUCUACUACUGGGAUAUUUUGCUUGCUUUUAUCAAAAGAGUGUUAGGAGAAUCUGGGGAAAUGGACAAACUAAUGAUGGAGAAUAAGCUUAAGAUUGCCAUUCCAUCCAAGCUUGCUUAUAAACCAAUCACAACUACCCUUAGAAGAAGACGAGAGGAGCUUUCUGCCAUUAUUAUCCAAAGGGCUUUCCGGUCCUAUUUGAUUCAGUGUUCUAUGAAACAGGGUUCUUUUUCAUACCAACACAGAACAUGUGACAGUAGCAUCUUUGAAGAAGAUGUAUCUGAGAAGGAAAGUAGUCAGUCAGAUAAAUCACAAACUGCAUCUUCCAUUUCUUUCCCUCCAUCUUAUGAUAGUGUCGCUGAGGCCACUAAUGAUAACUUGCAGGUGACAAUUACAGAGUCAAGCAAAGCCAAUUAACUUAAAUGGAAAUAACCUUUUGAUUUCAGAAUAUAAUACUAUAACUUAACAAUUAUAAUAGUCUUUAUUAAGAGUUAAUGAUUGCCUAAUCCUUACAAUGAUGAAUUUUUACCUUUGCGAGUUCUCCCCAACAUGAGCAGGAGUUACGCAACUGAGUCCUAAAUAUUAGUUGCAAAUCAAACAAUGGCAAUUUUAUCUUUAGCUACCGAAGUAAAGUUUUCAACUUACUAUUAUACAAGAUCAUACCAGUUAUAU